UAAUAAUAUAUAAUUUUUUUCCAGAUCAUAUAACUAAAGGUGUUACAUCAACUUAAAUCAGCUUGGGCUGUUUGUCCCAAUUACUUCUACCUCUCUGUUCUUCCAUUUUCAUUUUCUGCAAUUCAUCAUAUAAUGCCUCUGUCGAGUAGAGCUCGAAUCUAUGCAGAUGUGAACUCGCAUAGACCUCGGGAAUAUUGGGAUUACGAAUCGCACGUCGUCGAAUGGGGGAAUCAAGACGAUUAUCAGUUAGUGAGAAAACUUGGUCGAGGAAAAUACAGCGAAGUGUUUGAAGCAAUCAAUAUUACUAACAAUGAGAAAUGUGUAGUAAAAAUAUUGAAGCCUGUCAAGAAAAAGAAGAUUAAGCGAGAAAUCAAAAUUCUUGAAAAUCUGCGUGGUGGACCAAAUAUAAUCAACUUGCAGGCAGUAGUUAAAGAUCCUAUUUCUCGAACACCAGCCUUAAUAUUUGAACACGUGAACAAUACAGAUUUUAAGCAACUCUAUCAAACCUUAACAGACUAUGAUAUCAGAUUUUAUCUGUAUGAAUUAUUAAAGGCUCUCGACUACUGUCAUAGUCUGGGUAUUAUGCACAGAGACGUGAAACCGCAUAAUGUUAUGAUCGAUCACGAAAACAAAAAGUUACGAUUGAUAGAUUGGGGAUUAGCAGAAUUUUAUCAUCCUGGGCAAGAGUAUAAUGUUCGUGUUGCAUCUAGAUACUUUAAAGGUCCGGAAUUACUUUCUGACUAUCAAAUGUAUGAUUAUUCUUUGGAUAUGUGGAGUUUUGGAUGCAUGCUCGCGAGCAUGAUCUUUCGUAAAGAACCUUUUUUCCACGGGCAUGAUAACUAUGAUCAGCUUGUUCGUAUUGCUAAAGUAUUGGGAACCGAAGAGUUGUUUGUUUAUCUUGACAAAUACCAAAUUAUACUCGAUCCAAGAUUCAACGAUAUACUUGGAAGACAUUCUCGAAAACGCUGGGAGAGAUUUGUUCAUAGUGAAAAUCAACAUCUAGUUAGUCCGGAAGCUUUAGACUUUUUGGACAAACUUCUGCGAUAUGAUCAUCAAGAAAGACUUACUGCCAGAGAAGCAAUGGAACAUCCUUAUUUCUAUCCAGUUCCAAAAGACCAACAAACCAGAGUCAUCGAAGGACAGAAGGUGCCUGCUCUCACCAAUUUACCACCAUCUAUGCCUUUAGGCAGCGUUGCAACAGAAGCACAAAGGUCCAACUCUGGUGCACCUACAAUUCCACUUACCACUUCUAAUACUGCAACCGUUCAGUCGUAAAACUCUUUAAGUAUUCCUAAACAUCACUCGUAUCUCAGAGAAAAAAAAGCAAACAAAAUUAUAAUUCUCACCCGAAAAAAUGGCAUCGCCCAUUUUACUCUCAAAGUGAUGUAUGGAUUUUCUAGAGACUGAAAAAAAAAUUAAAAAAAAAAUUUGUUGUAUGUGAAGAAACUCCAUCACUUCUUAGAAGAAAGUGUUUUUUUGAUAGCACAUCAAAAUUAGACAUUUAUAAAAACUGCCAAGAACUCAUUUCGAUAUUUGUAGUCACAUAUAAAUUAGACAAAUGUUUUAAAAAAAAAAAAAAAUGUCUUUAUUGCAAGAUCUAUGUCUUUUAGUGUUGUGUCCGAAGGUGCUUCUGAACAUCUCGAUGUACAUUUUUCAUUUCAGUCUUCUUUUUUAUAGUGUGAAAACAGCAGGUUCACUAUUUGUUACGGAAAAAAACUAAAAAAAAAAAAAUAAGAAAACUUUUGCAUUAUGAAGGAUCUCUUUUUUCUUCCCCAUCCCCUCUCGAAAAGUGAUUUGUACUUGUUUUUGAUCUAUUUGCAAAAAAUAAACUUGGCAUUAUGUAGUAAUGGAA
Molecule: messenger RNA, 1852 nt
Organism: Centruroides sculpturatus (bark scorpion)
Lineage: Eukaryota; Metazoa; Arthropoda; Arachnida; Scorpiones; Buthidae
Product: casein kinase II subunit alpha-like
Exons: 11
Coding region: 133-1275 (380 amino acids)
Biological process (GO): protein phosphorylation
Cellular component (GO): cytosol; nucleus; protein kinase CK2 complex
Molecular function (GO): protein serine/threonine kinase activity; ATP binding
Source: RefSeq, a predicted model, not a curated record